Molecule: messenger RNA, 1697 nt
Organism: Phalaenopsis equestris
Lineage: Eukaryota; Viridiplantae; Streptophyta; Magnoliopsida; Asparagales; Orchidaceae
Product: allantoinase
Exons: 15
Coding region: 36-1607 (523 amino acids)
Biological process (GO): allantoin catabolic process; purine nucleobase catabolic process
Cellular component (GO): cytoplasm
Molecular function (GO): zinc ion binding; cobalt ion binding; allantoinase activity
Source: RefSeq, a predicted model, not a curated record
CGGAGCGGCGGUGCGGCGGUGCGGUGAGAAUUCUAAUGGGCGUUCUCAGGCGGUGGAUUCUUCCGCUGCUUUUCGUGCUCGUCUCCGUCCUCCUCUACUUCAAAACCUCUCACAAGGUUUCGGUGCUGCAGAUUUUUAAUUUCUCCUCGCCCUUCUUCUACUUUUUCUAUGAAAUUCAGGCGAAUGGCGGUUGCAGCCUUUUGUCCCAUGAUGAGUUCUGGAUUCGCAGCAAUCGCAUUGUUACUCCUGAAGGUGUCUUUGCUGGCGCAGUUGAGGUAAAGGGUGGGAGAAUCGCCUCGGUGGUUAGCGAUGAUUAUAGCGGCGGGCAGUUUGCUGGAGGUUAUGUGGUGGACUAUGGAAAUGCUGUUGUCAUGCCUGGAUUUGUUGAUAUACAUGUUCAUCUUGAUGAGCCUGGAAGGACCGAGUGGGAGGGCUUUUCUGCAGGGACGAAGGCAGCAGCUGCUGGUGGCGUAACAACCUUAAUUGACAUGCCUCUUAACAGUUUUCCUGUCACAGUGACCGAGGAAGCAUUGAAACUUAAGGUCGAGGCAGCUCGAGAGAAAAUCUAUGUUGAUGUUGGUUUCUGGGGUGGUCUUGUACCAGAGAAUGCCUUAAAUACAACUAUUUUGGAUAGACUUCUGAGAGCUGGUGUACUUGGGCUAAAGUCAUUUAUGUUGCCUUCUGGAAUUAAUGAUUUUCCCAUGACAAACAUAACACAUAUCAAGGAAGGGUUGUAUACCUUAGCCAAGUAUAAAAGACCUCUGCUCGUCCAUGCAGAGGUUAAUCCUAAUAGUGAUGGUGAUGGUGAAACUAUCGAUGCCGCUUCAGAUCCUAGGUCCUAUUCAACUUAUCUUAAGACAAGGCCAGCAUCCUGGGAGAUAGAAGCUAUUAGUGAGCUGAGAACAGCAAUGGAAGAGACAAAAGUAGGUGGUCCGGCAGAAGGUGCUCAUGUUCACAUUGUGCAUUUGUCAGAUGCUGGAACUUCACUAAACCUCAUCAAGGAAGCCAAAAGUUCUGGGGCUAGUGUCAGUGUAGAAACGUGUGCACACUACUUGGCAUUCUCGGCAGAGGAGAUUAAAGAUGGUGAUACUCGAUUCAAAUGCGCUCCUCCUAUACGUGAUGAAGCAAAUCGGCAAAAGUUGCGAGAGGCUCUGCUGGAGGGGGACAUCGACAUGUUGAGUUCUGACCAUUCACCAACAACACCAGAGCUCAAACUUCUUAAGGAAGGUGAUUUCUUAAGGGCAUGGGGAGGAGUAUCUUCUUUGCAGUUUGAUCUUCCCGCUACUUGGCAUUAUGGAAAAACUUAUGGUUUGACAUUGAGGCAGUUGGUUAAAUAUUGGAGCGAGAGACCAGCUAAAUUUGCAGGCCAAGAACACAAGGGGGCCAUUUUGCCUGGAAAAGAUGCUGACUUUGUGGUUUGGGAUCCUGAAGUGGAAUUUGAGCUUGACGGUAGCUAUAAAACAUUCAGUAAACAUCCGAAUAUUUCAGCCUACAUGGGAAAAACACUUUCAGGAAAAGUAUUGGCUACUUUUGUCAGGGGAAAUCUUGUAUUCAGUGAUGGAAUACAUUCCCCAAACCCCUGCGGUGAAACAAUCCUUGCCAAAUAGACUUGCAGCCACAACUUUAUUGUCCAGUAAGACCAAAAAUAAAGCAGAGCAGGAAAGCUGAAUCAACGUAUUAUUACUCUGACAGGUAUG